Komagataella phaffii GS115 is the source of this 1161-nucleotide messenger RNA. RefSeq names its product Basic leucine zipper (bZIP) transcription factor of the ATF/CREB family, activates transcription of. Gene Ontology annotation, molecular function: RNA polymerase II cis-regulatory region sequence-specific DNA binding; DNA-binding transcription factor activity, RNA polymerase II-specific. The record is from RefSeq and is a predicted model, not a curated record. Gene Ontology annotation, biological process: regulation of transcription by RNA polymerase II. Bases 1 to 1161 code for a protein of 386 amino acids. Lineage: Eukaryota; Fungi; Ascomycota; Pichiomycetes; Pichiales; Pichiaceae. The transcript has a single exon.
AUGGCUCAUAAUAACCCACAGCUGGUACAGGAACAACCUUUCUCUCCCGUUUCACAGAUUGACGUGAAUCCUCGUCAAUCACAGGGACAGAUACAACAGCAAUCAAACACUCUGAGUUCCCCAAUAAAUCAGGGUGCAGAGAAGUCCAAAAAAUCCUCUGGAGGCACUUUUCCCCAUCUAUUCAACCAGCCCACAUUUGAUGUUCAUACCAUGCCUCCAACAAAUCCCCCAAUCUUUGAGCAAUAUUAUCAACAGCCGUCCCCCUUUUCCCAUCCAAUCAAAACGCCAAAUGUCAUAGGUGUACAUAACUCCCAUCAAUAUCCAUCGGCCGUUUCCCACGCAGGCCUUGGAUUUCUGGAUGACCAGCAGUUUUUAUCCAUGAAUCCUUCCUACUACAAUACGGUCAACGAUGACUCAAGUUUAUAUGCGAACGUAGUUCCUGAUGUUCUAAAUUUCAACUCAACUUUUGACAACGAUGGUAUCGUACCUUCAAACCCUCAGUUUCCUACUCUGAAAAGAAGGAUAUCAAUAUCCAAUGGUCAAAUAGGUCAGCUUAUACAAGCCACCCAUAUGUAUCAACAGCAACAGCAAAAAGGGGCAAACUUCGAUCAGCAGGAGCUUGUGAAGACGUCUGAACACCAGGCCAGGAAAACACCCACUCACAAUAUUAAACUGGAAGAUAAUUCAGAGUUCGUUUCUAGUCUGGACUCUGAAGGUUCUGACACCAAGUCAUCCACUAUAGUUCUGGAUGACGAUGGGCUUCCCAAGCACCAGCUGUUGUAUAACAACGAAGUCAUUUUUAACCCAAAUGAUACCCUGAUUCCUGGGACGAGUGCUUGGAAAAGACAGAAGUUGCUGGAAAGAAACAGGAUAGCUGCCUCUAAAUGUAGACAUAAGAAAAAAGUUAUUCAAGAAAAGCUGCAGAAGGACGUUGAUCUAUUUUCUCAGGAGAAUAGGUUCCUUUCCAAAAGAAUUCAGCUUUUAGAGAAAUCUUUGGAACAAAUCCAAGCUUUGGUGGAUGGUCACAUCUCCAAUUGCUCCAAUGAAGAUGAUCUGAGCCAAAUACGAGAAGCAAUAAGGAACCUUCGUGUUGACGAGGGUGCUCUGAAGAAAAACUUCAGGGAUUCUAUUAAACUAACUCAAGAUGAAGAUUCAGAAUAA